Daldinia caldariorum is the source of this 3824-nucleotide messenger RNA. RefSeq lists its product as uncharacterized. The transcript is spliced from 2 exons. The coding region runs from base 318 to 3170 and encodes 950 amino acids. The record is from RefSeq and is a predicted model, not a curated record. Gene Ontology annotation, molecular function: ubiquitin binding; zinc ion binding. Gene Ontology annotation, biological process: macroautophagy. Gene Ontology annotation, cellular component: phagophore assembly site. Lineage: Eukaryota; Fungi; Ascomycota; Sordariomycetes; Xylariales; Hypoxylaceae.
CACUUUAUUAAUCUGAUCGUUUGGUAUGUAAUACUGUACCUUUCCGUCCUCCCCUCUCACUACCUAACCUAAAUGCACACUUCGUCCCGCUCUUACUACCCACUACCCUUACCACUAUCCUUAUGUACCUGUGCGUUCCUCCGUUUGCACACUAAUUCCCGACCCAUCUCCAAAGUCGCCACCAUCUUUUCAUCUCUUCAAUCCAUUGGCGGAACAAACCUACAACAAACCUACUCCCUCUUCUUCUUUUUAACCCUCAGCUAGUUGCUAAACCUUAACUUUGCUGAUAAAUUCUCCCCACUAGUCCGCCGGUCAAGAUGGCUUCGUCAUCGGCAGCUACUCCGGACACCUUAAUUACUCUUAAGAUCAACUUUGAUGGCGCGACCCGUCGUUUCAAGCUACCUCUUCGCGAUCUAGGUCCCGGUAUGCUUGAGGAUAAGCUCCGUUCUUUCCUACAGAUUCCUUCCGGUGCCACCGCCACAUUUGAACGGUAUUCCGACUCGGCUGCAUCCUUCAUCGUCUUGCAUGCGACAAAUUUUCCUGCUUACAAGCAACUUUACCGAGCUGCUAAGGCCAAGCAAAAGUUAAAGCUGCGAGUAACUACCCAGGCCAGACAAGAGCCCGAGCCUGAGCGUCAACCAGAACCCGAACCCGAACCCAAGUCUGUUCCUGUACCCGUACCUGCUCCUGAGCCAGAACUACACAAGGCUCCCAAGGCUCCUAAGCCUGUAACUAUCGAGGAUGAGCCCGAGCCCGAGACCGAGCCCAAGCUCGAGCCUGAGACUGAGUCCCGAGAAAUUCCGGAGCCCGCUGCUCGUAUCUUAUCACCUCUGCUAGAGUCCUCGGUCCCAGCUGACUCUAAGGCCUCUACUAGAAUAUUGGAUACCGUUCCGGUUUCCGAAAUUCAUUCGAAUCUACCGAAUUUCGUUAAGUUAUGGCAGACCCAUGGCAGACCUAGAAUCCACCUAAAGCGAGAUGCUGAGGGCAAGGAGGUAGUUGACCUACUGAGCUCCACUUCUUCAACUUCGGUCGAGCCUGUGUUAUCGCUGGACUCGAGCGAAGAAAACGUACCAAGAUGUCCUUUCUCUCGAGCUGCAUCGAAGAUUCCUCACGGUACCGACGUAACCUGGGAAUGCCACCAGAAAGAGGCCACUAUCCCCAAGGCUGCGGAAGCCGCGGAAGUUUUAUUCCCAACAGAUGCCAUGGCCAUCUCUACGUUGGACGAGGAAAUGAAGAAAAGCGAUGACCUUUUUUUCACUGGUAUCCCUACGCGUCAAUUCACUGUCUGCUGCAACAGCUGUGACCGGGCUGUUCCUGAUGCCCAUUUCCACUGCUCCACGUGCGAUGAAGGCGACUUCGAUCUCUGCCAGGACUGUGUCAACCAGGGCAUUACCUGCCAUAACGAGACCCAUUGGCUUAUUAAGCGUUAUAUCAAGGAUGGCCAGGUCAAUUACAGCACCACCCACAUUGCCCCCAAGACCUCCCGUUCCCAAGCAAGCAAACCUACUACCAAUCUUCCUAUUAGACCCGCUGAGAAUGUGAACUGGGUACCUCCACCGGGAGUUUGGGACACUACUUACAACGACCGUACCUGCAACUGCUGUGUUCAGGAUUUCCCCGGAGAGAAUUUCGUACACUGCACCGCGUGCGAUGAUUACGAUCUUUGCAAGAGCUGUUUUGCUAAGGGCAAGCAUGGCCACCACCCUGCGCAUGGAUUCGCACCUGCUGUGAAGGGUACGGUCUUUGACCAUGAUGUUACUUCGCUGUUGUCCCCCGGCCGAAACGCCGCCCAUAAUGCUAUCUGCGAUGGCUGCGACAAGUAUGUCCGAGGCGUCCGACACAAGUGUCUGGAUUGCCCUGACUGGGACUACUGCUCGGAAUGUGUCAAAAAUGCCGAGCUCAUUCAUCCUAAUCACCGUUUUGUAGCUAUCUAUGAGCCGUUGACUGACCGUACAAUUCGCCCCCUGGCGCGUGGUACGCACCAUGGCAUCUGCUGUGAUGGCCCUCUCUGCUCUGUUUCCCGUGCCCGUUCAAAGUACAUUGUUGGCGUGCGGUACAAGUGUGCAGUCUGCCACGAUACCGAUUUCUGUGCCAACUGCGAGGCCAGCCCUGCUAACACGCACAACAAGACACACCCCUUGAUCAAGUUUAAGACUCCGGUACGUCACGUCAGUGUCACUACUACAGGUGAGCACGAGGAUGGCCAGCGUCUUCCUACCAUGGGAGACCGUGUCCGGCCUGUUCUCGUCAAUGCCGCGACCGCAGCUCUCCCAGUGCACAAUAGCAUCGCUGCCACACCAGUGCAGACUGUAGUCGACGUACAACCUACGGAACAGCAAUUGCCCAAGGCGGAGGAGAUGGAAGAAGUCAAGACGAAGACCGAAGUAGCACAGCCCGAAGGAAUCCCCUCAGUUGAGAAGAAGCCAGCCUCAGGCGAGCUCAUCGCUGUCUUCCUUCGAGACACAAUUACCGAUGGAACCGUUUUACCACCCAACCAUACCUUUGAACAGACAUGGGUUGUUCGAAAUGAAGGUACUGUUCCAUGGCCAGCAGGCUGCUCUGUCAAGUUUGUUGGCGGUGAUUACAUGGGUGCCGUUGACCCCACUCACCCUGCUGGUAUUCAUGAACUGGUCUCAGCCUCGGAGUCAACCAUCUGCUACAACGCCCUCAAGCCGGGCCAAGAAUUCCCUUUCACCGUAUUGAUGCGUACUCCUGACUGGGAAGGUAAGGUAAUUUCGUACUGGCGAUUGACGACCCCAGACGGCAACAAAUUUGGCCACAAGCUGUGGUGCGACGUGAACGUUCAGGCACCCCGCCCUAAGGUUGCCCCGGUAGAACCGAAGCGUGAGGUUACCAAGAGUCCAGCGCCUACCCCUAAGUUGGCUGAGAGCCAGAUGAUUAUCCCCAAGCUGGAGCACGAGUCGCCAGCUGCUAGCAUGCAUGAGAAGAAGGGUGGAUCGGAGAGUGGAUUAGAGGGGCAGAUGGCUACCCUUGCACUGUCAGUACAUGAUUCGCAGGACUCACAGGGUGAUGACUUCGAAGAGUGCGGCGAGGACGAUGAAUGGGCCGAAUCUGAGGAUGGAUUUAUGACAGAUGAAGAGUACGAUAUCCUUGAUGCAUCAGACGAAGAGUAUCUGUCAGACCAGUACGAGCCGGUGUCUACGCAGUAAAAUAAUAACCGGGUGCGCUGGCUAGUAAUUCUAGACAGCAAUACACACCAGAUAGUAUCUGGUGGUUCAAGGGGGGGUUCUAUGGGAGGAUAGGGACUCUGUUGCAGUUACGGGCAGUUGCAGUGUGAUAUUCGGUUUCUCCAGUUUUCUCUACCGGUGUUGAUUGUUUCGGAAGUUUUCUAUUACGCGAUGGCUUUUUUUCUUCCCGGCUAAGGUUCUCCGUAGCCUCUACACAUCUCAACUACAGUCCACUCAUUAUGUGAUAAGAACCAGAAUGGCACGCGCAGGGGCUGUAGGGAUAGUUUCCAGUAACUAGCUGAAUUUACUCGUCGUUGUUUUAUUUUCCUAAGCCAUAGGGGGUUGUGAAGUAGUGUCUUGUUGCUAUGUCAGCCGACGUUGUUUUUUUUUGAGCACAUCUGUAUAAUUAUAUUUCCUUGCUCUCAACGGUUAAUAGGUAUGUGCGUCUCGUGCUUAUGAAACGAAAAAAAAAAAGAAAAAAAAACAUAGAUAACUCUAGGUGCUUGAGGUAUAAUAGGUAUGAUGUUUAAGAGUAGUGCUAUGAAGUAGUGUAAUGAUCUCGGAUGGGAGGGGGUGUAAUACGUUUGUAAUAGCAUCAAAUAAUAAUAGAGUAUUACCCAAAGUCAACCCGUAGCG